This is a messenger RNA of Pneumocystis carinii B80, 1404 nucleotides long. RefSeq lists its product as hypothetical. The transcript has 10 exons. Gene Ontology annotation, molecular function: DNA binding. Gene Ontology annotation, cellular component: delta DNA polymerase complex. NCBI's taxonomy places the organism in Eukaryota, Fungi, Ascomycota, Pneumocystomycetes, Pneumocystales, Pneumocystaceae. The coding region runs from base 1 to 1404 and encodes 467 amino acids. The record is from RefSeq and is a predicted model, not a curated record. Gene Ontology annotation, biological process: DNA strand elongation involved in DNA replication; DNA replication.
AUGUCAUUUGAAGAUGAUUAUUCAUCUGGUGAUUUAAAUGAUAUAAAUAAACCGUAUUUGACGCGUGAAAAUGUACAAUUAUCUUUUCUCUAUCAAGAGGAUUACAUUAUAAAAAAGAGAACAUAUCAACAACAAUAUGCAAAUAUCUAUUUUUUACGUCUUGUUCAUAUUAGACCAAAGAUUGUUCAUAAGGCACAAGAAAAGUGGGAUGGUAUUUUUGUUAAAAAAAAAAAAGUAAAACGCGCAAGUCGUUUGUUAGAUAUUGUUCAUGGGGAAAUAUGUUGGAUUAUUGGGACGGUUUAUAUUGAUGCACCUUUGAAGCCAAAUAUUUUAAAAGAUAUUAAAAAAGAUUACUGGAUGAUUUCAUCUACAAAUGAAAAAUAUAUUGAUUCUACGAAUAAUGAUGUAAUAUUGGAAGAUGAAUAUGGAAGAAUUCGUCUUGUAGGACCAAAAAUACUUCAAGAAUUUUUAGUUACAGGAUGUGUUAUUGGUGUAUUGGGGUUUGAAACUCGAAAUGGAAAUUUUCAAGUAAUUGACAUUUGUUUUCCUGAAUUACCAUAUCAAAGUCUAAUACCUAAGGAAAUUGAUACUAAGACUAAUAAAUAUGUCGCAUUUGUUUCCGGGCUUAAUAUAACAGAUAAAACUUGCAAUUCAUUAACAUUAUUACUUCUUAGUGAAUAUUUGACAGGGGAAAUUGGUGGCCGUAAGGAUCAAAUAGCUAGCUCCCAAAUAGUUCAAUUUAUUAUUGCAGGGAAUUCUAUAGGGUCAUCGAAAAAUAAUAAUGAAUUUGAUAAAAAGAAAACAUAUAAUAAUACUUUUACAUAUAAUCCUAUACCGAUAAAAAUGCUAGAUACAUUUCUUUCAAAUAUAUGUGUUACAACAUCUACAAUACUUAUGCCUGGGGAAUCGGAUCCAUCAAAUGUUUUAUUGCCUCAACAACCAAUUCAUUUUUCAAUGCUUCCAAAUGCCAAGCAUUAUUUUGGGUCUACAUUAACAAUUUGUACAAACCCUGCAUGGAUAGAGAUAGAUGGAAUAAAAUUUUUUGGAUCUAGUGGACAAACGAUUAACGAUAUAUACAAAUAUACUGAUAAAAUUGAUAAAUUAACAAUUAUGGAAUAUACAUUGAGAUGGCAACAUUGUGCACCAACAGCACCUGAUACUUUAUGGUGUUAUCCAUUUUCUGAAAAGGAUCCAUUCGUUAUGUUAGAAGCUCCUCAUGUAUAUUUUCUUGGAAAUCAAGAGAAAUUUGAUACGAAAUUUAUUGAAGGUGAAAACGGACAGAAAAUACGUUUAAUCACUCUUCCAGUAUUUAGUGAGACUGGAUCUAUCGUCUUAUUAAAUCUCUCAACACUCGAAUGUGAACAAGUGAAAUUUAGCAUUCAUAGUAUAAUGUCUAAUGUCUAA